Messenger RNA from Cornus florida, 1109 nucleotides. Its product is annotated as thioredoxin-like protein CDSP32, chloroplastic. Bases 73 to 966 code for a protein of 297 amino acids. NCBI's taxonomy places the organism in Eukaryota, Viridiplantae, Streptophyta, Magnoliopsida, Cornales, Cornaceae. Gene Ontology annotation, molecular function: oxidoreductase activity, acting on a sulfur group of donors, disulfide as acceptor. The transcript has a single exon. The record is from RefSeq and is a predicted model, not a curated record.
UGCACUCCCCCUCUGCAACACACACACACUCACACUCACACUCACACACUCUCUCUCUCUCUCUCUCUUCCCAUGGCUUCAAUCACAAACUUCUCGGCGAAACCACCCUCAUCUCCCCUUUCAGUCCCUAAAAUCAAUCCCAUUAACUCCCAUUUUUCAUUCCUUUCAUUCUUUACCAGACGCAAACCUUUAGUAACAAAACUUGACAAAGGCCGUGACCACUUCAUUGUAAAGGCCACAGCAGCAUCAAAAACCAAAAAAACAGAUCGUGAUGAAAGAGUUCAGCAAGUUCAUAGCAUAGAGGAAUUCGACGAGGCCCUUCGCAUGGCCAAGAACAAGCUUGUCGUGGUAGAGUACGCCGCUAGCCACAGCUUCCAUAGCAGUAAAAUCUACCCUUUCAUGGUCGACCUAAGCCGGACGUGCAGCGACGUUGAAUUCUUGCUCGUGAUGGGUGAUGAAUCCGACAAGACCAGAGAACUUUGCCGGAGAGAGAGUAUCGAAAAAGUCCCCCAUUUCAGCUUCUACAAAAGCAUGGAAAAAAUCCAUGAAGAGGAAGGGAUAGGCCCGGACGAGCUGGUUGGAGAUGUGCUAUACUACGGUGACAACCAUUCUUCUGUGGUGCAGCUGCACAGUAGGGAAGACGUGGAGAGCUUGAUUGAAGGUCACAAGGUUGAUAAUAAGUUGAUUGUCCUUGAUGUAGGGUUAAAGCACUGUGGACCAUGCGUGAAGGUUUAUCCGACGGUGAUUAAGCUAUCGAGGCAGAUGACCGAUACGGUGGUUUUUGCACGGAUGAACGGAGACGAAAACGACAGCUGUAUGCAGUUCUUGAAGGACAUGAAGGUGGUUGAGGUGCCAACAUUUCUGUUCAUCAAAGAAGGUGAAAUAUGUGGAAGGUAUGUAGGUUCUGGUAAAGGGGAGCUUAUUGGGGAAAUUCUCAGAUACCAAGGUGUUCGUGUAACAUAUUAGUCAGAAAGUUAUAUGUUAUCUCAGACAUCAAAAGGAAAUUGAAUAUUCAGGUUCAAAGAUUGAUGAGGGAAUUGGUAAUUUGAUAAGGAUGUAUAUCAUUGAACCUAUAAAUUCUAAUCAUAUCUUGGUAGCAUUUUCUAGAA